Molecule: messenger RNA, 843 nt
Organism: Australozyma saopauloensis
Lineage: Eukaryota; Fungi; Ascomycota; Pichiomycetes; Serinales; Metschnikowiaceae
Product: nucleotidase
Exons: 1
Coding region: 1-843 (280 amino acids)
Biological process (GO): pyrimidine nucleobase metabolic process; nucleotide catabolic process
Molecular function (GO): nucleotidase activity
Source: RefSeq, a predicted model, not a curated record
AUGACUGCCCCUCAACUGAUCGACCAAAACCCAUUGGGUCCCACCAGAAAUUCCCAUCCCGGUUCAGUCCCCCAUCUUCAGUAUGGAUUCGGACCCAUUCCAGAAGGAACCCCAAACCACCGAAUCUUCCUUUUUGACAUUGACAAUUGUCUCUACGAGCGGUCCACCAUGAUCCAUGACAUGAUGCAGGUGAACAUCCACCAAUAUUUCAAGGAUACCCUUGAUUUGGACGAUGAGUGUGCUCACAAUUUGCACGUGGAUUACUAUCAAACGUACGGUUUGGCACUUGAGGGAUUGGUCAGAAACCACCAGGUGGACGCGUUGGACUACAAUCUGAAGAUCGACGAUGCACUUGAUUUGGAGAGCGUGUUGAGCUACAAUCCCAAGCUCAGAGAGAUGUUGAUCAGAGUGAGGGAGCUGGGCCGCUUCGACUUAUUCUGGCUCGUCACCAAUGCCUACAAGAACCACGCUUUGCGGGUCAUUUCUAUUUUAGGCGUGGCCGAUCUUUUUGACGGCUUGACCUUUUGUGACUACGCACAGUAUCCUAUUGUCUGUAAGCCUAUGACUGAGUUCUACUACCGUUUGUUUGACACACUCCGUGUUGAUAAGGAUGAUAAGGAACAUUUAUCCCACUUGUAUUUUGUAGACGACUCUGGACUCAAUGUGGCUGCCGCACACGACCUAGGCUUUGGCCAUGUGUUCCACUACUUAGAGAUGGACGCUGACUAUAAGAAAGCGCUCCAGUCGCCUAAAUUCACAGAGUACUACGGAAAGGGCGACAACAAGGAUAAGAGUAAGAUCAAGAUCAUUCGCCUGAUUCUUGAUCUUGAAAAGAACAUCUAA